CUGAGACGCAAGGGUUGAUGCUUUUGUUCCUGUUACGCGAGCUGGAAAGGGCAGCGGCCUGCCCUGGCCCUGUGUCGGUCAAAUGAUAGGGCAAAAGCAGGAUUAAACAGAUCCUUUUCUCCUGCUCAUCUCAUCUAGUGCCCGGCCUGGAUCACUUCCCCGCGGGAGUUCUAAGCCCCGACUCACUAUAACCUAAAGCCAGUCUCUGCCAGUCGCUGGGCUUCUGUUUUCCUGUGUAUCAGCUGAGCGGUUCAAUUCAGAUUCUGAGAACUUCCUGUCUAGGAGCCAUGUCCACCUUGUUCCCCUCACUCUUCCCCCGUGUGACUGAAACACUGUGGUUUAAUCUGGAUCGACCCUGUGUGGAGGAGACAGAGCUGCAGCAGCAGGAACAGCAGCAUCAGGCGUGGCUCCAAAGCAUCGCAGAGAAAGACAACAACCUGGUACCUAUUGGCAAGCCAGCCUCAGAGCACUAUGAUGACGAGGAAGAGGAGGAUGAUGAAGACGAUGAGGAUAGUGAAGAGGACUCAGAGGAUGAUGAGGACAUGCAGGACAUGGAUGAGAUGAAUGACUACAACGAGUCACCUGAUGAUGGAGAGGUUAAUGAGGUGGACAUGGAAGGCAACGAACAGGAUCAGGACCAGUGGAUGAUCUAGGUAGACAAAGCAGGGUGGCCUCAGGGAGAUUCCAGGCCAGCCCAAGCUACCCUGCACCCCCAUCCCCUUGCCCCACAGAACCAGCUGAUGGCCCUAGUGAGUGAAAGCUCACCCUUAGGCACCUCCUCAGCUGCUGACAGGACUUGGUCUCCUUGGUCCCUCCCAGGCCGUCAAUCUGCUCUUGAAUCCCCAGGGCCUGAACCCACCACCCCACCUUCCUGGCCGGUACUUCACCCCUUGGUUGCCCGGUCUGGUCUCUUUCUAAACCUAUACAAUAAAGACACAGGAUUGAUUUUUUUCCCCC
Molecule: messenger RNA, 957 nt
Organism: Galeopterus variegatus (Sunda flying lemur)
Lineage: Eukaryota; Metazoa; Chordata; Mammalia; Dermoptera; Cynocephalidae
Gene: ANAPC15
Product: anaphase promoting complex subunit 15
Exons: 5
Coding region: 288-653 (121 amino acids)
Biological process (GO): regulation of mitotic cell cycle spindle assembly checkpoint
Cellular component (GO): anaphase-promoting complex
Source: RefSeq, a predicted model, not a curated record